Molecule: messenger RNA, 5646 nt
Organism: Fusarium odoratissimum NRRL 54006
Lineage: Eukaryota; Fungi; Ascomycota; Sordariomycetes; Hypocreales; Nectriaceae
Exons: 3
Coding region: 341-4015 (1224 amino acids)
Molecular function (GO): lipid binding
Source: RefSeq, a predicted model, not a curated record
AUUUAUUUUUAUUCUUAUGUAUACAAAUGGUUCCGCCAAGAAGGAAAGCUCGGCAUAUCAUCCAUGCCCGCUAGCUUAUGACGUAGUAACUUACCAUCUUCCAUCGCACCUUCCUUCAACUUGACAGUAACCUUUGAACUACCUGCCUGCCUUAGUUCUUGUCAUUCUUCUCCUUGUUCCAUAAUUUUCUUGGUCUUUUCAACUUCUCCGUGAAACUUAUCAACGAAGCUUUUUCUCUUGCAUCUCCAAGACUCUUCACGAUCGCCGCGUCCUUGCCAAUUGUAUAUCACCAAUCUGUCACUACCUUAAAAGACUGCUCCAAGCUUACCCGCGACCCGCCAUGUCUGGAAGAGACGACGCGGAGGAGCACCGUCGCUAUACAGCUCCAUAUAGCGCCAGACAUCCUAUUCCAACCAUCUCCAAAUAUCGAGAAGAGAGAGCUGCACGGCAAGAUGCCGCAGUUGGAAAACCUGACCCGUCAGAGGCUGCGGGCUCAAAUGAUUAUCAAUUUCAGCAAAAGUCUAGAGAAGAUGCUGGGCCCCACCUAGAGUCAGUCGAGGAUGACAAGGAUGAUAAUAGUAAAAAGGACGACAGUGAAGUGAAAGGCAAUGGGGAAGAAAUGACAGACACUUCACAAGUUGGUCCCCAAUCAUCGGAUCCUAAACAACGGAGGAAAGAAAUCAAGAAGAGCAAGAGAGAAAGAGCCGAGCGAGAAGUUACGGACCCCGUCACUCAUCUCCCUGUCACUAUACACGAUUUCACAGACGAAGCUCUUAAAGAGAUAGACACUAAUGAACCUCCCUUUGGCACAACACAACGCACAGCGACAGGGUCAGAAAACAAGAACAAGACACACGAGCAGCUUCGCGAUGAGCAUCGAGAUAUUCAACAAAGUCACGAUGCCAUGGGUGAGUUAUUUCCACCACCCGAUUUCGAUGCUCUGCGCCUUGAGCUUUCAUCCAUUAGCAAGCGUGGUGUCACAUUCGGGCUUGCUGGCGUGGCUACUAUCGUGGCCAGCGCAUUUUCUAUCGAAAGGCUCGUCCGAGAGGGUAUUCUCCAGGGAGGCAAAACUAAAUCCUCAUUAUUCGUUGGCGCUUCACUCUGGUUGAUCCUAACCGCAGCCACUGUGGGAGCUGUAUGGUUUCUUGUGGUAUCAGUUCGAGAAUGGAUGUCCAAAAAAGUCAACAAUAUUUUUGAAGAUGAGGUCUGGGAUGCUCAUCGACGAGGCGUUGUAAAGGCAUCUAAGAAGAACGAUACUGAGACCACGGUCUGGCUCAACUCUCUGAUCGGUUCUGUUUGGCCCCUGAUCAACCCCGAUCUAUUUGCCAGUCUUGCAGACACCCUGGAGGAUGUCAUGCAAGCUUCGCUUCCCAGGCUGAUUCGAAUGGUCAGUGUGGAGGAUAUCGGCCAGGGAAGUGAGUCUCUGCGGAUUCUUGGAAUAAGAUGGCUGCCUACUGGAGCCGCAGCUCGGGCAGUCGAUGAAGAAGGACAGCUCAUGACCAGGGAACAAAGUGAGAAUGAUACCGAGGAGAAGGACGGCGAGAAUAGUGACAGCAGUGCCACGAUCCAGGACGGAAUGGAGGCCGAAGAAGGAGACUUUAUCAACCUCGAGGUUGCAUUUGCCUACCGCACUCGAUCUUCGUCCAAGUCUCUCAAGGAGAGAACCAAAGAUAUGCAUCUAUACCUCGCAUUUUAUCUACCUGGAAACCUCAAAAUUCCUGUCUGGGUCGAUCUUCAAGGUAUGAUUGGUACCAUGCGCAUGCGCCUCCAGCUUACUCCAGAUCCUCCCUUCUUCUCUCUUUGCACACUCACCUUCCUUGGACAGCCAAAGGUUAAUCUGAGCUGCGUGCCCUUGAGUAAACAUGCCAUCAAUAUCAUGGACGUGCCAUUCAUCAGCAACUUCGUUCAGUCCGCCGUUGAUGCCGCCAUGGCUGAAUACGUUGCCCCCAAGAGCCUUACCCUGGACUUGAAGGACAUGCUUGCUGGUGAUGAUUUCAAGAAGGAUACCAACGCUGUUGGUGUUCUGGUCGUCAACAUCAAGCGCGGCUACGACUUCAAGAUGGGUGAUUCCGGUAUUCCACUUAUCAAAGAAGGAAGCUCAGACGGGUACGUCUCGGUCGGCUGGGCCAAAUUUGGUAAGGUGAUGUGGACUACACGAGUACUGGAGAACGAGAUGGAGCCUGUUUGGGAUGAAACCUGUUUUGUUCUCGUGACACCACAGGAGCUUAACAUCGACGAGCGACUUCGUGUUCAGCUGUGGGACUCCGAUAGGUUGACGGCGGACGACGACCUCGGCCGAAUUGAAGUUCCCAUCAAGGAACUGAUGAAGGACGAUAAGUCUAAUGGAAAAAUGUCACAUCGAGAAGAUGGCUUCAGGGCCCUGAAAUCAGGUGAUGGUAUGCCCGGAAAGCUGGAGUGGAGCGUUGGAUACUUCUCCAAGACCAGAAUCCAGCAGUGUCAGUUUGAGAAGCAGACUCAUGACCCUGAAAUCCGUACUAUGGAUCAGCUUAAGGAGAAGGUCAGAGAGUCAAGUGAGCGUAAGCUUCGCGAGACCAUGUUCAAGGAAGGCAAGAAGGAGCGAGACGCCAGCGAACUUGAGCAACAGACAGCUCAGGAGCUCAAGGCUGAGCAGGAUGCCAUGAUCAUCUCUGCGCCUCCGCCCGACGGCUACCCUAGUGGUCUAUUCAGCAUCCAAGUGCAUAACAUCACUGGUCUUGAGCUGGAGCGACUCAACAAGCGCAAGGCCGAAAACGACGCUGAGGCGACCGACGAAGAGGACUCAGGUGAUGGUCUGCCAAGUGCAUACUGUACUAUCAUCCUUAAUCACCGAAAGACAUUUAAGACAAGAACAAAACCUCAAAACUCGAAACCGUUCUACAACGCUGGCUGCGAGAGAUUCAUCCGCGACUGGCGUGAAGCAGAAGUCUUUGUCACGGUCCGUGAUGCUCGACUGAAGGAGGAUGACCCCUUGCUUGGCAUCAUCCACCUGCCUCUCGGAGAAGUAUUCCGUGAACGUUCGCAAGUCAUGGGAUUUUGGCCCCUGACAGGAGGCAUUGGCUAUGGACGAGUCCGUAUCUCAAUGGUCUUCCGAAGUGUUCAACUCCAAGCACCACGAAAUCUCCUAGGAUGGCAGUACGGCACAAUCGAGGUUCAGCCCACUGUCACCGUGGUAGACUGUCCCAAGGAACUUCGCUCAUCGAAGCUCAAGUUCCGGACCAGUAUCAGUAGUGCAAAGAUGUAUACUGAGGAUGGUGACGAUCAAGGAACAGUGACUUGGAAAUCGAAACGAGGUAGAUCGCUUGCUCUAGCGGUUGCUAAGAGAUACAGCAGUUGUAUGUCAAUCGCUUUCCGGGAGAAGGGAUUCUUUGGAGACGAUACGGCUGCAUUUGCUGUCCUUUGGCUUAAAGAUAUUGCCGACGAAGAAGAAACAGACUUGGAACUACCCAUUUGGAAAGGCGAUUUCCAGCGUGCUACAGCUUGCUGUUUAGAGGAGUGCGGUGAACGUUUGGGCACUAUCAAACUCAAGCUCACAUUCUGGUCCGGUUUGGGAAGUGCCCAUUCUCGAUGGGCGAGUCGAGACGAACAUCUUCAAAAUGUGGUUGAAGUGAUCGAAACUGCUCGCGACAAUCUUGAAGUCGGCCAACAGGAAAGGGAAGCUGGUAUUGUUGAGUCUGAUGAUUCUGAUGACGAGUGCUCCGGCCAGCGUGCCCGCCGUGCAGGCUCUAUAGGCAGCAACUCGGACUCCAGUUCCAGCUCCUCAGAUACAGAAGACGAAGACAGCCAGGUUUCCAGUGUCCCAGAUGGGAGCGCAGAUCACAAACAGGGUCCUAUAGACCAGCUCAGGGACUAUCGCCGUCGAGACAAACGCCUGCAUCGCCAACACCGGGGUCUAAUGCAAUGGAAGAUCCCGCGAACGGCCAAGUGGAUCAAGAAUAAGAUGUAUCGAGUUGGGGACAAAGCCUCCGGUGUCUUUGAGCACUCAUCUAAGCAGCCGGGAAUCGAGACCGAGGUCUAGAUCAAGCCACGAUCUUAGAGCGUGACAUGUCGAGAUGCCCGAGAAUCGUAUCACGUAUCAGGCAUCAAUCGAUUAUAUGGUCUGUCAAUUUCGUGCAUAAAUCUUGCGGCUUUCACGAUAACCAUUAAACAGUAAUCUCUUUGGCAUUAUUAAAAGUUUGAACAUAGCAAGCGAGGAGCAAUUGUAUGGGCCAUUUGGACUGAAUAUGUUUCUUAGUCCAGCUUCAGAUAAUUGAAAUAGUAAAUAUUAAGAGUCAAAAAAGGUAUCAUCGAUCCAUCCCAUCAUUCAUCCAUCGUUCCUGCUGUUUCGUACGUAACAAAAAACUUAACCCUUUCAACUAUUUAUCUUCCCAAUCCAUAAUCCAUAGAUGCAUAUUCUUGCCAAAGCAUGUACAGGCAAUCAGAAAGGUCCUCCCGUUUUUCUUUUUUGCCAGAAUGCUGGAACCCGUCCGUCUAUAGAUGAUAAAAGACAAAGCACGCAACAGUAGGAGCACAAAAUUCAGGGCAUCUUGGCCUGAGUGUGUUCUCCACUGAUUCUUCUGCUCGCUAAAUGUGAGCGGUAUCCCGUUCCAACGCCAUUGCCACCGUGUGUAAUGCAAUCAAUGCAUACAUGCUUUUGUUGCCAAUGCUGUAGCCGAAAGAAGAGUGUAAAAAUGAAUCCGCGCUUGUCGGACAAGUGGUUCUGUAUGUGAUUGUGGGUAUUGUUUCCCGCUGUGGGCGAGGGUAGAUCGGCGAUCGAGCAAUAAGAUGUUUCAAUAGUUUCGGUCGCGAUGAACCGAUUGGUUGUUGGUUCCGGAGCCCGGCCGAUAGUUUCAUUGGUUUAUCGACGUGUCGUCGACUGAUUCUCGCUCUUCAACUUGUUGACAUUCUCCUCGGUCAACGAAUCUCCGGUCUGUAGUUCGUGGUACGAGUUCCUCCGGUAGCUUGACGAUCCCCCUGCAGCGUCGAUGAGUUUUGUUUCUUGUAGCCUGUUAGACCAUUCAGUCUCUCCUUCUGGUCGUCGGACCUGCACUGCCAGCCCGGUAGAAUCAAAGGGUGACGGCUCGUUCUGGUAUCCAUUGGUGGUCAACGGCCGAGGUGUGAUGGGGCUGCCAUUGAUCUCCUCAGAUGUCUGCGGCAUGUCGUUGUCGUCAAUGCCAAUGUUCGGAAUAUCAGCAUUGUCGCAGUGCUCGCUCAUCUCUGAACAGUCUGAAGCAGUAGGGUCUGGUGUCGCCGAUGUCCGACGUCGGGAGUGACACCAUCGUAAAAGCAUCUUCUCCAAGAUAACACCCCGAACUGGCUUGGCGAGAUAAUCAUCCAUCCCAGCUUUGGUGCAUUUUUCACGAUCACCCUGGAUAGCCGAUGCCGUCAUGGCCACAAUCGGCACAUCUUGGACCAAAGGCUUGUAAGGCAUGUGAUGUCUUAGAAGAUGAGUGCACUUGUAGCCAUCAAUGAUGGGCAUCUGUACGUCCAUGAGAAUGAUAUCUGGCUUCUGUUUGAUACCUUUUUGAACACUGGCGAGGUAUUCCAGGGCUUCCUUGCCGUUCCAGGCAGCCGUCACUUGGAAACCGAGUUUGCCAAUGGUUUUCGUAGCAAUCUUCUGGUUGAUAGGACUUGGACUGGUCAGCUUGAUAGUGUCUUCCGGAGUCAUCU